Ricinus communis (castor bean) is the source of this 2964-nucleotide messenger RNA. Its product is annotated as receptor protein kinase-like protein At4g34220. The record is from RefSeq and is a predicted model, not a curated record. The coding region runs from base 344 to 2692 and encodes 782 amino acids. Gene Ontology annotation, molecular function: protein kinase activity; protein binding; ATP binding. The transcript is spliced from 2 exons. NCBI's taxonomy places the organism in Eukaryota, Viridiplantae, Streptophyta, Magnoliopsida, Malpighiales, Euphorbiaceae. Gene Ontology annotation, biological process: protein phosphorylation.
CCAAUUUUUUUUCUUUUUUAUCACUGUCCAUCUUCAGUUAAGUUUCCCUUUCAUUACAUCAACUCAACUCCACACAGAGAUUUCCACUUUCUGCCCCUUGGCUACAACAACUCUCAUUCUCUGCUAACUUUUCCUUUCUUAGUACCCUUCUUUUUUUUAGCAUCAAGUAACUCAUUAUCAGCAACAACUCCCACUCUCUGCUCCUCUGCUCAGUUUCUUUUUCUCAUGUCAAUUUGGUCACCUGAACAACUUCAACUGCAGUUGGUCAGCAUCUCUCUCUUUCUCUCUUAUAUGUAAAGGCUAAUUCUUUGCUAGCUACCAUGUUUGAUUGAACCAAGAAACCAUGUCUUUCAGUGACGUCAAUCUUCAUUUCUUAGUCUUUCUUUUCCUUUUUCUUGUUCUUGGUUUAGUUCCAACAUUUGCUCUCAAUACAGAUGGAAUACUUCUACUUUCUUUUAAAUACUCUACUCUAAGUGACCCAUUAUCAGUCUUGGAAAGUUGGAACUAUGAUGAUGAUACACCAUGUUCAUGGAAUGGUGUUACAUGUACAGAAUUAGGCCUUCAAGGCACACCAGAUAUGUUUAGGGUCACAAGUUUAGUUCUCCCUUCUAGUCAGCUUCUGGGUUCAAUUCCUCCUGACUUGGGCUUUAUUCAGCACCUUAAACACCUUGAUCUUUCUAACAAUUACUUGAAUGGUUCGUUGCCCAGUUCAAUAUUUAAUGCUACUGAGCUAGAAGUGAUUUCUCUUUCAGGAAAUGAGAUUUCUGGUGAGUUAUCCGAGUCCAUUGGUGGGAUGAAGAAUUUACAGCUGUUGAAUCUUUCUGAUAAUGCAUUGGCUGGGAAAGUGCCCAAGAAUUUGACAAGUUUGCAAAAUCUUACAGUUGUUUCUUUAAGGUCUAAUUACUUUUCUGGUUAUGUUCCCAGCGGGUUCAAUUCUGUUCAAGUUUUAGAUCUGUCUUCUAAUCUCUUAAAUGGUUCUUUACCUCUUGAUUUCGGUGGAGCUAAUUUGCGUUACUUAAAUCUCUCUUACAACAAGCUUUCAGGUCAAAUAUCACAAGCAUUUGCAAAGGAAAUUGCUCAAAAUGCAACCAUUGAUCUCUCAUUCAACAAUCUAACUGGUGCAAUACCUGAGUCAUUGUCUUUGCUUAAUCAAAAGACAGAGUCUUUCAAAGGAAACAUUGAUCUCUGUGGCAAACCAUUAAAGAAUCUAUGCUCAAUUCCUUCAACUCUUUCUACUCCACCAAAUAUUUCAACUACUUCACCAGCUAUUGCAGUCAUACCUAAGCCACUAGAAUCAACCCCUGUAACAAACACUUCUUCCGGAAAUCAAAAGGCUUCCGGAAACCAAACCCAAAAUGGUCUAAAGCCAACUACCGUAAUAGCUAUAGUGGUCGCGGAUUUAGCUGGUAUAACCAUUCUUGCACUAGCCAUUCUUUACGUAUACCAACUAAAGAAAAAGAAAACACUAAACCAUACCAGCACCAACGACUACCUACCAAAGAGUGAGCAAAAACUACAACCAGAAUCAAUAAGCACAAAAACUGAUCAGCUAGCAGAAUCAAGAAAGCCCAUUACAUGGUCAUGUCUACCAAUUAAAGCAGAAGAAACAUCAGAAGAAUCUGCAACUUCAGAUAGCGACCGGGAAGGCAGUGGCCAGCAGAAUGAAAGUAGUAACCAGUGGUAUGGAAGCAGCCAUCACCCGCAGCAAAAAGGAGGAAAGCUGGUGAUAGUUGAUGGGGAGACAGAGAUGGACAUGGAAACGUUGCUAAAAGCAUCAGCAUAUAUAUUAGGAGCAAGUGGUGCAAGCAUAGUGUACAAAGCUGUUCUUGCUGAUGGAACGGCUUUUGCUGUCAGGAGAAUAGGAGAAAGUGGUAUAGAGAGGUUCAAGGAUUUUGAGAAUCAAGUGAGGUUCAUUUCUAAGAUGAGACAUCCAAAUCUGGUUAGGAUUCGUGGGUUUUAUUGGGGAGAUGAUGAGAAGCUCGUUAUCUAUGAUUAUGUCUCCAAUGGCAGCCUUGCUAGCUCCAGUUUCAGAAAACCAGGUUCAUCGCCAUUUCAUCUGCCUCUUAAAGUCAGGUUCAAGAUCGCAAGAGGUGUGGCUCGAGGACUAGCCUUCAUUCAUGAGAAAAAGAACGUGCAUGGGAGCGUAAAACCGAGCAACAUCCUUUUAAACUCGGAUAUGGAGCCCAUUAUCUCCGAUUUUGGGUUAGACAGGCUAGUCUUAGGCAACAAUAGCUACAAAGCAAGCAACUCAGGCCGCAAUUUUGGCAGCCAAAGAUCAACCACCACCUCUCAAGACCACCCUAUCACCGCCGCCAGCCCGCAUGCAACCCCUAGCUCCUCCACAACUAAUGGGUCGCCGUAUCAAGCGCCCGAGUCGUUGAAGAACCUAAAGCCAAACCUCAAAUGGGAUGUCUAUUCAUUUGGCGUUAUCUUGCUUGAACUUCUCACUGGCAGAGUGCUCUCGGAGAGAGAGCUGAGCCAAUGGACAGCCGGUUCAAUUGUGGAAGAUAAGAACCGGGUUUUGAGAUUUACUGAUGUGGCGAUCAGAGCUGAUGUGGAGGCUAAAGAGGAUGCUGUGUUGGCAUGCUUUAAGUUAGGGUUUAGUUGUGCUUCUUUUGCACCACAAAAGAGACCAUCCAUGAAAGAAGCCGUUCAAGUCCUAGAGAAGAUCCCUUUACAUCUUUCAAAUUAGUGAUAAUGUAUGGGUCCCCAUAAAAGUGCAAAGUUGGAUCAAAGGUCAGUGUUUCUUUUUAGGCUUUUCUUUUUUUUUUAAUGGGGCAUAAAGAGAGCAUAAAGAAGAUUAUGUGGAUAUCUUAUUAUAUGAUAUCGAGAGUGCAAUAUAUGCUUUGUAUGUUUGACUGAUUAAUCAAAUGUUGUUUAUUAUGUAUAAAUAAUAAAAUAUGGUAGUCCACUAAUUUAAUGUGAAAACAUUAUUCGGUGAUAAAGGAUAAACCAUUUAUUUUA